This is a messenger RNA of Camarhynchus parvulus, 1587 nucleotides long. It is a transcript of the gene UPP1, whose product is annotated as uridine phosphorylase 1. Gene Ontology annotation, biological process: uridine catabolic process; nucleotide catabolic process. Gene Ontology annotation, molecular function: uridine phosphorylase activity. Lineage: Eukaryota; Metazoa; Chordata; Aves; Passeriformes; Thraupidae. The record is from RefSeq and is a predicted model, not a curated record. Bases 139 to 1146 code for a protein of 335 amino acids. Gene Ontology annotation, cellular component: cytoplasm; cytosol. The transcript is spliced from 8 exons.
GCCGGGAGCCCCGCAGCCCGCCCGGGAACAGCAAGCCGCUCUCCUCGUUUCCCAGAGGCGGAUCCCGCUGCCCCGGUGAGAACCGCGUCCCACCGUGCUCUCCGGCAGCCCGCGGCCCGCUCCCGGGUGGAUGGUGGGAUGCUUGACGUGUCUCCCACCCCCGGUCGGCGGACGGCGGGGGCGGAGAGUGGGUAUAAGACAUACAUGGCUCCUGGUUCCUCAAAUAAGAAGAAAACUGAUGAUGGACAGGCUUCAAAAGAGAAUUUUAUUCAUCUCUGCAACCCUCACCUGGAGAAAAUGAAAGAAGACAUCCUGUACCAUUUUGCUCUUGGGACCGGUACCCAUGAUUUUCCAACAUUGUUUGGGGAUGUAAAGUUUGUGUGUGUUGGAGGAAGCCCUUCCAGGAUGAAAGCUUUCAUUGCCUACAUAGCAGAGGAGCUGGGGCUCGGGAGCCCCGGGUGUGACUACCCCAACAUCUGCGCGGGCACUGACCGCUACGCCAUGUACAAAGUGGGGCCCGUGCUGUCUGUCAGCCAUGGCAUGGGCAUUCCUUCUAUUUCAAUCAUGUUGCACGAGCUGAUCAAACUGUUGUAUCAUGCAAAGUGUUCCGACAUAACCAUCAUUCGCAUUGGCACCUCUGGUGGAAUAGGUCUGGAGCCAGGCUCAGUGGUUAUAACUAGGCAGUCUGUAGAUGCCACCUUCAAGCCUCAGCUGGAACAGGUUGUUCUGGGAAAGACAGUAAUUCGCAGCACCAACCUCGAUGAACAGCUGGCUAAGGAGCUGAUGCAGUGCAGUAAAGAAAUUGGUCAGUUCAAUACAGUCAUUGGAAACACCAUGUGCACUUUGGAUUUUUAUGAAGGACAGGGCAGGUUGGAUGGUGCAAUCUGCUUAUAUGAUGAGGAAGAAAAGCUGCAAUAUUUGAAGAAUGCUUAUGAGUCUGGCGUGAGAAACAUCGAGAUGGAGUCUUCUGUAUUUGCUGCAAUGUGUAAUCUCAGUGGUGUCAAAGCUGCUGUAGUGUGUGUCACUCUUCUGAAUCGACUCGAAGGGGAUCAGAUCAGCAGCCCACAUGAUGUCCUUGUGGAGUACCAGCAGAGGCCACAGAAGUUAGUGGGAUAUUUCAUUAAGAAAAGUCUUGGGAAAGUAUGAAAUAUCCAUCUCGUGUUUUAGAGCAGGAGAAGGCCUUUGUACAGAUCUGGUUAUGCCUUCAGUGCAUUGCAGGUCUUUUCCCUCAGAGUAACUUACAGCAUUCCGUGUGUCAGUGGAAGUUAAUCAUUUAUGUCACUGCUCUUUGGGAACUGAAUAUGCUGAAGGACUUCACUUAAGGUUUGCUUAGUUAUGCAUUGCUGGAUAGAAAACUCACUUUUCUGCGAAUUGGAAAGUGGAUCUGUUGUGAAGGACAAGUCUGUGAUAAUACAUGAAAAAGCUUUAUUUUUCUCUGCUGUAAAGGAAAAACUAGAGAGAUGAUCAAACUUUAUGGCCAAGUACAUGCAUACCAGCAAAUUAACUUAAAAAUUUGAAUAAUUUUCUUGUUGUUAUAAAAAAUUAAAUAAGUUAUAAUUGUCUUUGUUUCUUCACUUGUAAAUAAAA